Molecule: messenger RNA, 1127 nt
Organism: Tupaia belangeri chinensis (Chinese tree shrew)
Lineage: Eukaryota; Metazoa; Chordata; Mammalia; Scandentia; Tupaiidae
Product: CMRF35-like molecule 2
Exons: 4
Coding region: 130-735 (201 amino acids)
Cellular component (GO): plasma membrane
Molecular function (GO): transmembrane signaling receptor activity
Source: RefSeq, a predicted model, not a curated record
UGAUGAAAAAGGAAGUAGAUGAGAGAGAAACACAAACAAUGUGAGCAAGUGGGAGGUGGGUGCUUCUGCUCUGGGACGCAUCCCUGAAUUUCAGCUGGGACCUGGGACAGCAGCCAGGGAGACAGGAUCAUGACGCUGUCCCGUGCUCUGCUCCUUCUCUGUCUCCCAGGCUGCCUGUCCCUGACGGGCCCCGGCUCUGUGAGCGGCACCGUGGGGGGCUCCCUGAGUGUGCAGUGUCGGUAUGACGCGAAGUACAAGGGGUACAACAAAUACUGGUGCCGAGGACAGCACGACACCUCCUGCACGCACAUCGUGGAGACCGGGGGAGAGGAGCGAGAGAGGAGGAACGGCCCUGUGUCCAUCAGAGACCAGGCCAGCAGCCUCACCUUCACCGUGACCAUGGAGGACCUGCGAGCCGAUGACGCGGGGCACUACUGGUGCCGAAUUCAGACGAUAUGGAUCUUCGACGAGUGGUCACGUGACCCUUCGGUGGCGGUCAUGGUGUUAGUUUCCCCAGCAACCACAACCGUAGCUACUACAACCACGACAACCACCACGCUACCGCCCGUGCCUCCCACCUCGCAGAGCCUUGGUAGCGAGGGGCUGCCGAUCCUCUUCCUGGGGUUCGGCAGCCACUUCGUGCUCCUGGUCUGCCUGAAGCUGCCCUUGCUCCUCAUCAUGCUCAGUGCUGUCCUCUGGGUGAACAGGCCUCAGAGGGCUCCUGGGGGCAGGUAGAGGCAGUCGCACAGGGAGGCCCUGCAGUGCCCGUCCCCAGAAUGCCCCGUGCAGGGACACAGCCCUUCAGACUGGACCAGGGAGAGCUUUGGACUCUGGAGCCCAGGGCAAGGAGGCAGCUGUGAAUGGGUGUGAAAGGAAUUUAUCCAGAUCCUCCUCCUGGGCCCCAGAGGAGGAUCUGGACCUCAGAGGACCCUGAUUUGGAGUCCUCAGCUUGGAGAGGGAGUAAAAUUCCUGAGCCUUGUUUCAGGUCUUCCUUUCUCCCACCUAGGUCCCCUGGCUCUCUGCCCUCAUGGCCAUCAUCUGAGGGCAAUAAGUCUCUGGAAUUCUCUGGAAGUUGCAUGCUCACAAUGCCCUGGAGAUCCAUACACAUUGUCACACUUAUCAAUAGU